AUUCGAGGGCAAGUGGCUGCCCGUGACCAACCGUCGCCAUCCCCCCCUGCCCCCUAUCGACCCCCUUCCGCCUGCUUCUCCCUCUCCCUCGCACUUUCUCCGUCGCACCCACCCAACCCAGCCACCUGCCUGUCGCCCUUCCCUUGCCCGUAUCGCGGUCCGCACGAGACACCAUGAGAGGCGGUCGUCGUUCGGGCGGCCGGUCGCGGUCGCGGUCGCGGUCACGGUCGCGGUCGAGCUCGCGCAGCAGCAGCAGCAGCCGUCAUCGCGCCAGGGCCCGGACCCGGCGCAGGUAUUACGCCUCGCGGCCACGCUCCUACCACUACUCCCAUCAGACCCCGAAAACGCCGGGUACCUUCCCGUCCGGCUGUCGGCGCUUCUGCACAGCCAUCUGGUGCUGCAAGGCUCAUGUUGCUGACCUGCGUCCGAACUACCAGAAGCGCUAUUUCACCAUCUGCUCGCUGGCCUUCUGGUGGGGGGCCGUGGUGGCCCUGGUGGGGAUGAUCAUCUGCGUGUCCAUGAUCCCGCUGUAUAAGACCAAGAACCGGUCCUUGCCGCCCGACACCGUGCACCGGAUCCUGGUGGACCCCUUCUUCUUCGAGGGGUUCACUCCGUCCGUCAUGUCGGACACCGACAUGUACAUCGUCCCCAAUGGGGCGAGCCUCCAGCGACACAGCACCAUCACCGGUGACUUGGUCGCCCAGUUUGACGGCCCCCUCGCGGACCACUACCGCGCCAUCGAGAUGUUCCUGCCGGCCAAGAGUGAGGUGACUUUCAUCGCUUCGGGGACCGUGCCGUACGGGUGCCGGAUGUCCUUCCUCGUCAUCCAGGGAACCCAGAACUUCAGCGAUUGGGAAUAUGGCGAUGUCGUGCCCCAAAUCAAUAGCGGGUCCUUCAACGCCGACACCGUUGUCACUGGCUCCAUGACCGUUGGCCAGGGUGAUACUUUCUUCUUCAUCCUUUACAAUGACAAUAUCAGCGGUUGCGGCAGCGGGCUGUCCCAAAUCCAGUUGAGCUCCCGCCAGCCGGCCUACCGGCUGAGCCCUGCCCACCGGUCCACCGGUCAAUAUUACUCGCUGGCCGGCACGACUAGCCACACGGCCAUCCUCUUCCACACGUCCUCGGCCCCGGAGUACCACGCGGCUCGGGUUGUCUAUGACCGGAAGGGCGUCCUGGUGAGCCUCUUCCUGUACCUCGGCAUGGGCCUUGCGCCAUCCAUCGCCCUUGUGGCCCUGAUCGCCAAUUACAUGGUAUACCGGGUCAAGCACCGCCGCUACCUGUAUGGGGCCAAGAUCCUGAACAUGGCUGCCAUGCCGGCGGACAUCCUGCCCCCGCCGCUGCCGGAAACCUUCCCCCCUGCGCCGGAGGGCUUUGUCUUCACUCCGCCGGCUGUGGGACCUGAUGCUGCGGCCGCCGGUGGCAAUGCCGGUGGAGGACCCGGCAUGGUCGAUCCGACCACGGGAGCGGCUGCCCCGGUGUUCCCUCCCCCGGGCGAGCCGUCGGUGGCCAUGCCGCAGCCCCCGGUCCCGAGUUCAAGCGCGGAUCUCCCCCCGCCACCUGACUACCAUGCCUCGGCGGCGCAUCAGCCCCCGGCCUACGUGCCGUACGCGACCAAUUUCUCGGCAGACCCUCCCGCCAGUGCUCCGCCCCCGGCGGCCGAGUGGUCGAAGAUGUGAUGCGGCGCCCGACAUGUGGGCAUACCUCCGCCGAGUGGCAUGCCCCCCCCCCACCCCACCCCGGACGGGUCAUACACACACACACACGCACCCGGAAAUGCAUGAUCUCCAAAGGCA
Messenger RNA from Fonticula alba, 1793 nucleotides. RefSeq lists its product as hypothetical. The coding region runs from base 174 to 1676 and encodes 500 amino acids. The record is from RefSeq and is a predicted model, not a curated record. The transcript has 2 exons. NCBI's taxonomy places the organism in Eukaryota, Rotosphaerida, Fonticulaceae.